UUCAGUGAGACAUGAUGGCGUCGAAAGCAGUGCCGGUAAAGAAGAUCGCCAUGAUCAUCUGGGCUUUUGGUGCGGUGAUAUCGGUGGCCGCCGAACAGCUGGUACACAGUAACAGCCUCACCGUGGAAGAUAUGGAUGUGAUAGCACAUGGCAUGCGUCAGAAUUGCCUUUCGCGCCACAACAUUACUGAAGAUAUGGCCAACAAUCCCCGUCGUGGUGUGUUUCCCGAGGACAGAGAGUUCAAGUGCUACAUUGCCUGCCUAAUGGACCUCACGCAAACGUCGAGACGAGGAAAGCUCAACUACGAUGCGGCCGUCCGGCAGAUAAAUAUGCUACCCAGCGAGUACAGGGAACCGUUUCGGGUCGGACUUAAUGCAUGCCGUAACGCGGCCGAUAACGUUGACGACAGAUGUGAGGUCGCCUAUCUGCUGCUAAAGUGUUUCUUCGCGGCCAGCCCGAAAUUCUUUUUCCCCUGAGCUGUAUGUGCAAGGGAGCCAUACGGGGGGGUUUUGUCGAAUGAGUUACUGCAGGAUAUUGUUGCGUAUAUCUAUUCCCCAACAUUAAAUAAAUAGCGUUGCAAAUUAGCAUCGGAAACCUAAUUUUUCUGAAUUAACGAAGCGGUGAAAUUUGGCGCGAAGAAUUCUCCUGUUCCGUAAUAUAGAUACGUGAAGAUGUGGACAAGAAAUUAUACUGCCCUUCUACUGCUAGUAGCCGAAAAGGGCAAACACUGGUC
Messenger RNA from Anopheles aquasalis, 733 nucleotides. RefSeq names its product general odorant-binding protein 72-like. NCBI's taxonomy places the organism in Eukaryota, Metazoa, Arthropoda, Insecta, Diptera, Culicidae. Gene Ontology annotation, molecular function: odorant binding; dibutyl phthalate binding. The record is from RefSeq and is a predicted model, not a curated record. Gene Ontology annotation, biological process: sensory perception of smell; olfactory behavior. Gene Ontology annotation, cellular component: extracellular region.